Messenger RNA from Lethenteron reissneri (Far Eastern brook lamprey), 5736 nucleotides. It is a transcript of the gene EXOC4, whose product is annotated as exocyst complex component 4. Gene Ontology annotation, cellular component: growth cone membrane; synapse; exocyst. Gene Ontology annotation, biological process: Golgi to plasma membrane transport; chemical synaptic transmission; exocytosis. Lineage: Eukaryota; Metazoa; Chordata; Hyperoartia; Petromyzontiformes; Petromyzontidae. The record is from RefSeq and is a predicted model, not a curated record.
UGCAGCUUACAUCCUCGACGAAUUGUGGGACAAAUUAAAGAAAUAAAGAGGUUUUCUCCCGGGUUUGAGGAUAGGGGGCGCAAUGGCGAGCGACGUUCGCUACCGCAGCGCCGUGAGCAAGUCCAAGGACCCCUCAGGCCUCCUCAUCUCUGUCAUUCGGACCCUCUCGACUAGCGAUGAUGUUCACGACCGGGAGGCAGAGAAGCAGCGGCUGGAAGAGGCAUACGACCGCUGCGACCACGAGCUGGACGACAAGAUUGUGCAGCACUACACGGAGCUCACCACUGCCAUCCGCACCUACAACUCCAUCACCGAGCGCAUCGCCGCCUCGCGCUCGCGCAUCCGACAGGUGCGAGAGAACCUGCUGUCGUGCAAGACGCUGCUGCAGUGCAAGCGUCAUGAGCUGCGCAAGCUGUGGGUGGAGGGCGUGGAGCACAAGCAUGUGCUCGCCCUCCUCGACGAGAUAGAGGACAUCCGCCAGGUCCCGCAGCGGCUCGACCGUGCCAUGGGCAGCAAGCACUACCUGCGCGCCACUGACAUGCUGGUGUCGGCCGUGGAGGCGCUGGACGGGCACCUGCGCCAGGUGGAGGGGCUGAGCGAACUGCGGCUGGAGCUGCACGCCAGGAAGAUGACGCUACACGUGGUGCUUAUCGCCGAGCUCCACCGCCACCUCUACAUCCGCUCCACGGGCCAUGCGGCACACCACGCGCCACCGCCACACCUCACCGGGUCUCUGGGCAAGGAGACCGGGACGCCCCACCAGCACACAGAUGUCACGAGCCCCCCCGCACCAAGGAAGGCCCCAGACUCUGCCUCUUCGCAAGGCAAGGAGGUGAGCGUGGAGAUGGUGACGGAAAACCCAGAGGAGCGCGACCCCGAGGAGGACAGCGCCCGCUUCAUGGCAGUGUUGGUGGCGGCCCUGGCCAAGCUCGGAAAAAUCCCCGACGCCAUCAAGGCCAUCAAGGAGCGCUUUGAGCGCGAGCUGCAGGCCAUCGUGCGCCGCUCCACCACGCAGGUGGCCGACUCGGCCUACCAGCGCGGAGAGAGCGCCGCCCCGCGCGACGCGCAGCCCGGGCUGCUGUUGGAGCUGAUGGAGCUGCUGUUUGACAAAUUCCGCUGCGUGGCCGAUGCACACAGUGUGGUGCUCGCGCACCUCAAGCAGGCGGUAGGGCCGGGCGGGGCCGGGCGUGCCGGCGACGUGAAACUCUACGACAUGGCCGACGUCUGGGCCAAAAUCCAGGCCGUGCUGCAGAUGUUGCUCACGGAUUACCUGGAUGUGAAGAACACUCGAGCUGCCGGAGCAGAGCCCUCGGCCCAGCUCCCCUACCCCAGUUCUGGUGGAGACUUCUCCUCGUUCUUCGUGAAGAAAAAGCAGCAACGACAGCGGCCAUCGCUGUUCAAGUUCGAGUCGUCGUCCCACGCCAUCAGCAUGAGCACCUACCUGCGCGAGCAGCGGCAGGCGCUGUACAUCAAGAGCGGCGCCCUGCAGGGUGGAGCGGAUGACAACCUGAUCGAAGGCGGAGGGGUGCAGUUUGUGUGCAAGCCAGGCGCACGGAACAUCACCGUCAUCUUCCACCCACUCAUGAGGUUCAUCAAGGAGACGGAGCAAGCGAUGGGCUACGGGCCUGGCAAGCAGUGCACCCUGCGCGAGUUCCUCACGCAGUACGUCAAGAACAUCUUCCUCAACCAGGUGCACCUGGAGAUCAACAAGGAGAUCGAGGCCGUCACCAAGGUGGCCGAUCCCCUCAAGAUGCUGGCCAACGCCGACACCAUGAAGGCCCUCGCCGUGCAGAGGCCUCUGCUGCAGGGUGCCGUGGUUGUGGAGAAGUCGGUCCAGGACCUCAUGAACCUGGUGCAUGACCUCAGCGCCUACUCGGACCAGUUCCUGCACAUGAUCUGCAUCAAGCUGCAGGAGUACCGCGCCAUGUGUCACGCAGCAUACAGGAACAUCGUGGCGGUUCACUCGGAGGACCGGCUCGUGAUCAGUGCCUCCUGGGCCAAGGACGAUGACAUCACGCGGCUGCUCAAGUCUCUGCCCAACUGGACCAACCUGGCGCAGGCCAAGCAGCCCCGUGCUCGCGGGCAGCAGGGCGACACCAACGAGGAGGAGUACACGCGCGCCAUCAACGCGAAGGAGUCGGACGUGCUGACGGGGAACCUGGGGGAGCAGCUCAUCCCAGAGCAGGCCAUCCUGCGCGACCCCGGCGACCUCAAGGCCCUCGCCAACCUCCACGAGAGCCUCGAGUGGCUCGCCAGCCGCCUCAACGGCUUCCUGGCCGACAUCCCCGCGGCCCCCGUCCAGGACACGAUGUCGCCCGCUGGCUCGGAGUCGAGCCCAGAUAAGGACCUUCUGUCGGUGCCCGAGCAGAUCCUGAACACGCUGUGGGGGCUGACGCGCGAGUUCCAGGACAUGGCCGACCGCUGUCUGCUCGUGCUGCACCUGGAGGUCAGGGUGCACUGCUUCUAUUACCUGAUCCCCCUGGCGAAGCAGGGCAACUACGCGAUUGUGGCGAACGUGGAGAGCAUGGACUAUGACCCGCUGGUGGUGCGGCUCAACAAGGACAUCUGCGCAGUCGAGGAAAUGAUGAACGCCAGCCUGCAGCUCCACAAAUUCCAGUACAUCUUCGAGGGCCUGGGUCACCUCAUCUCCUCCAUCCUGAUCAACGGCGCCCAGCACUUCAAGCGCAUCAGCGAGUCCGGCAUCAAGAAGAUGUGCCGCAACAUCUUCGUGCUCCAGCAGAACCUGACCAACAUCACCAUGUCGAGGGAGGCCGACCUCGACUUUGCACGGCAGUACUACGAGAUGAUGUACACCACUCCGGACGAGCUGCUCAGCGUGCUGGUGGACCAGGGCGUCCGCUACUCGGAGCUCGACUACAUCAACGCGCUGGCGCUGCUGCAGCGCAGCCAGGCGGGCGUGGGCGACCAGACGGUGCAGAACGGGCGCAUGCAGCGCCUUAAGGAGAUCAUCCGCGAGCAGAACGCCAUCAAGCAGGCGGCCAAGGACAAAAAGAUCACCACCGUCUAGGGGCCGCCGGCGUGCGUGGCCGCGUCGGCUCGGCCGAGACCAAGGCGUUGUUCCGCGCCGGUAUCAGGGGUUGGAGCCGUGCGUAGUCCCGUGUUAGUCCCGUGUUAGUCCGGGUUAGGGUUUAGAGUCCGGGCGACGGCUACAGCCCUUGUACGUCAGGGCAGACUCUCGAGAGACGGAUUGGCGGAGCGGUGGCGCAGAGAUCACCGCACCGCGCUACGAAUCCCCGUGAUCCGAGUUGAUUCUGGACCACGGCUAACAUCAGUGGCGAGUGAUAUCCGAACCGGUUCUGGACCCCCUUCUUCACCAACCUGUUCUAACGAGCGUGGUGAAGUAUGGGGGGUGGAGGGGAGGUCUUCAUCCAGCAGUGGAUUGGCGAGGAUGACGUGUUGGCUCGGUUAGAGUCCGUGCCAGGGCUGCAGUCUUGGCUGUAAGCUGGUGUAGCCGCGUGUUGGGCAAGACGAGGUGUUGGGAUCACGCCGAGGUUCCACUUCAUCGUUACGCAGCUACAGAUUCCUCUGGCUCGGCGUCUCUCGUGGGAACUCGGUUUACGUUCGGUCGCGGAUAACGCUGAAGCCACGGCCCUGACCCCGUCUCCCCCCUCGUGCUUGCGCGGAGAGGACCACCUCGUUCGGCCACAUGUCGUGGCCGUGUCGAAUUAAGGACCCCCGACUUCCCCUCGUCACGUCUCUCAAUAUAUCCGAGUUUGGAGCGUGCGCCACUACCCCCCCCCCCCCCCCCCCCGCUGUCCCCGCUGUAGCUGCUGUAGCUGCUGUAGCUGCUGAAGCUGCUGGAGCUGCUGCUCACCCCCUUCGUCUCGGCGCCGGGUCGCGGCACGACGCUUCGAGUCCACGGAGAAAAAAAAAACUAAACGUGUUUGCUUUUUUAUUUCGUGCUUAAAAAUAGUCGACCGUGACUCCAUCUGGCGUCUCUUUUGACAGUUCCCGCUUUCUCCCUUCCUGCCUCCUGCCACCGUUGCCGUGAGAGUUGGGAGGGGGGGAGCCCCCCCCCCCACCGCCACCAUCGCACGCCCCCCCACCCUAAACCUAAAACCCGCGAUCGGGGGCGAUCGCGGGAGGCAGUCGGGCACUGCCGUGCGGCCAGAGGGCAAAAGCAAUCAAGAAAUCACAGCAGCGGUUGAUUAGUUUAAUUAAGCGAACAUUACACAGUAAUUUCAACGUGAAAUCAAGCCGCAUUAGAAUUUACUCAAAGCCAGCAUCAUUCCAAUCAAGAAAUGCUAAUUCAGCAGAGGUGCGUCGCGCUGAAUAAAUUACGUCGCGGCCUCUCUGCGCUGCCCUGCGGUUUGACCGCCGCUCCAGGCGUCGCUGGGUUCGACACGGGUAUGCGGGGUCGUGGGGGUCACGGGGAGUCCCGGAGUAGGAUCACGUGGUGUGGUCAAUGAGACUCGGGCAGUCACAGCAGAGGCACAGCCGCGCCACAGGCGUCCCUUGCCACUGGGUGGAUUUAUGGACCCCCCCCUCUUGGAAGGGGGGUUGGGGCGUCACGGUACUACCCACGGUUAUUACGGGGGGGGGGGGGGUCCCUUGUGAAAUCAAUGGGAACCGUCAACGUACCAUGAACAUGGGGGGUCCGUGUGUGGUGGCGUGCAUUGUUUAGUGCUGCUGUAGGAAUCGUCGUGUGAGCGAGCUGACGCGUGAGAGUGUGUGUUGAGCGGAAACGCAGCUGUUAGCACGCAGCACUCCUCUCCCGGCGAUCAGAAUUCGAUUGCUGCUCACGCCCACCAUUACCAGUGACGAUGAUCUGAACCUACGGUGUAUUAAUGAUCCUUAUGGCGGUACCCCGGGCUACCACAAUACAAAAUGGUCGAGGCAAUUAAAUAGUUUAUUUCUGGGACAGUAUUUUGUCCAGGGGUGUACUUCACUCCACGACUGGGGUAGCAAUCAAUCCGAAAUCAGUGCCACUCCGCGAUGUCGAAACGCCAAACAGCAUUAAAAAAUCUUCAUCGAAAAAUUCAACUGUGAAUACAGUGCAUCGUGUCCAGCUCGUCGAGAUGAGUCGAUUUCCGCAUCGCCGACCAUCAACAGACUAAAAAUGACUGCAUCACGGACAUUGUGAGAGCCGGGGUACUAUGGUACCCCGGGGUACCGCCAUAAGGUUCAAAUAUCCCCACUGGGGAGACAAAGGCGGCCGGGCGUGGCGCUGGCCACCCACCCCCUCGUGUGCCGUAAGGGCCUUCAUAGGUGCUCGCUAACAGCACUUGCCCUAACAGUCAGUUAAAGCUAUACGGGGUGUCUUUGUCUUGUGUCCACACCCGUCUUUAAAAGGGGGCGGUGACAGUAAAUAUUUGAACCGGUCCUGGACCUCCCCUAGGUCGACUCGGCCUCAAACAAGUACCUGGUGUGAUGUGUAAACAUUGCCACUAGGGAAACAAAAACGCUCGGGCGCUGUUCAAGGCACACCACCCCCGUGUGUGUCGUGCUGCCCUUCACAGGUGCUUCUCACUGACGACAGCACUCGCCCCAACAGUCUGCCAAGUCCGUACGGGGAUCUUCUUGUCCAGCAUGCACGAACGUGCGUGUGACCGCGUGCGUCCUAGACGUGUGACGACCGGGUGUGCGUCGUGUGAGUGACUUUCCAGGAGCGUGUCCUCUGUCCCGUGUCGCCAAGCCCCCCCCCCCCCUCCAGAUGUAACGCUUUGUGAGCAGCACGAUCGAUUGCGGCAAAUAAAGAUUUUUACCUGCAGACAA